UCUCAGAAAAUGUUUGUCACAUUUGGUUUUCUGUUGAUGAUCUCAAUGGACUGCAGCGCAACCAAUCACAGCUUUGAGAUGAAGUCUGUUGCUGCUCAACAAAGUGUAACUUUUACAUGUCCUCUUCAGAUUGAGGGAACAGAAACUCUGUUUUGGGUCAGAAUCAUCUCUGGUCACCAGCCUGAAUUCUUGGGAAAAGCAAAUCGAUAUACUUCAAGUGAAGUUCAUCAGACUCCUCAUUUUACAAUCAAACAAGAACCUGGAACUUUUAUUCUGCACAUUAAUCAACCUCAGAUCAAGGACACUGGACUUUACUACUGCAUACUGACCAGUAGCUGGACUGACAUGAUAUUUUUGAAAGGAAUAUUUCUCAAAGUUAAAGGACCCCAAUCUUCCAUCUCUAGCAUCAUUCAAGCUCCUCCGUCUGAUCCGGUCCAUCCAGGAGAGUCGGUGUCUCUGCAGUGUUCGGUCCUCUCUGACUCUGAGAAGAAAACAUGUUCAGAAGAUUACAGAGUUCACUGGUUCAGAGCAGGAUCACAUCAAUCUCACCCCAGUUUCGUUUAUACUCAUGGAGACAAUGCAGAGUGUGGAAACUCUUCCCAGAAAUGUUUCUAUAACUUAUCUAUGAACGUCAGUGUCUCUGAUGCUGGUACUUAUUACUGUGCUGUGGCUGCAUGUGGAGAGGUCAUGUUUGGAAAUGGAGCAAAACUGGACAUUAGAGAGCCUAACAUGCAAACUCUGAUCAAUGCAAUUAUAGCUCUUUGUAUCGUCUGUGCUGCUUUGGCUGCAAGCUUGACUGUUUCAGUCUAUCUCAUUUGGACCAAUAAGAAGAAGGAUUCUCACAGUGAUGCAGAACCAGCCAGCAGUGAUCAGCAGGGUGAUGAAGCGUCAUUGACUUAUUCAGCACCAACCUUCAGCAGGAGAAAAGAUAAAGAAAGAGGAAACACACGCUUGGCUCAGAAAGAGACGCUCUACAGUGACGUGCGUUUUCACCACUGAACAAUUUACGCUCUCUUCAUGCUGAUCUGCUAAAUCAUGUUGAUGGGACAUUUAUAUUGGAAAAAUGUCUACCAAGUUACAACUAAGAUUCAUACUUGAGUUCAAUUUACAUAAUUUUAAAUAUUUCAUUUGUGAAUUUCUGAUUCAGUAUAAAGUUUAAUUCCAGUCAUCAGUACUUAUAAGUAACUGCAUACGACUUGUAUUUAUUUCUGAAAUUAUAAUAUACCAAUGACAUUAAACUUUAGGGUGGCUGUGGU
Molecule: messenger RNA, 1256 nt
Organism: Salarias fasciatus (jewelled blenny)
Lineage: Eukaryota; Metazoa; Chordata; Actinopteri; Blenniiformes; Blenniidae
Exons: 6
Coding region: 10-999 (329 amino acids)
Biological process (GO): response to bacterium
Source: RefSeq, a predicted model, not a curated record